Molecule: messenger RNA, 294 nt
Organism: Microthlaspi erraticum
Lineage: Eukaryota; Viridiplantae; Streptophyta; Magnoliopsida; Brassicales; Brassicaceae
Source: the annotation of a GenBank genome assembly
AUGCCAAACAGUUGUCCUACCCUCGGUCCCAGGUGUGAGUACUGUACAUGCUCAGGUGGGGGAUGCCAAUCUCGAUUCCCAGGAUUGAAGGUGGAGUGGCCAGAGCUAACCGGAGCGAGUGGAACCGUAGCAAAGGCAAAAAUAGAGAGUGAUAAUCCACAUGUGACUGCGUUUAUAUAUCCUCAAGGUGAAGUUUAUCUACCAGCCAUCAACUGUUGUAACCGUGUCGUUCUCUAUGUUCCAAGCGACAAUUGUCCCAACGGUCCAGUUAUCAACCGUCCCAUUGUGGGAUGA